Colossoma macropomum (tambaqui) is the source of this 2110-nucleotide messenger RNA. Its product is annotated as pro-neuregulin-3, membrane-bound isoform. Gene Ontology annotation, molecular function: chemorepellent activity. The record is from RefSeq and is a predicted model, not a curated record. Gene Ontology annotation, biological process: nervous system development; animal organ development; intracellular signal transduction. Lineage: Eukaryota; Metazoa; Chordata; Actinopteri; Characiformes; Serrasalmidae.
UGGCGCCUGGAGCUUCCCGUGCCUGCUGAUCUCCCAGCCCAGGGGUUGACCCUCAGAGGGUCAUGAGUGAGAGUUCUGGAGCGGUGACCACCGGCUCGGGGGUGGUAGGGGUGAUCCUGGAGGAGCCCGAGAGCACCGGGGCCUCGGGCAGCCGGCAACAGGCCCAGGCCCCUGAACGUGCCGGGACGUUGCGUUGUGCCUUGUGGCCCCGGCAGCAGACCUGGUUGUGUGCAGUGCCCCUUCUCAUUGGCUUCAUUGGCCUGGGCCUGAGCCUCAUGCUGCUCAAGUGGAUCGUGGUAGGCUCUGUGAGGGACUAUGUGCCCACAGACCUGGUGGAUGCCAAGGGCAUUGGACAGGACCCCAUCUUCUUGUCCAAGCCCAGUGCUUUCCCCAAAGGAUCAGAGACAACCACCACAACUACCACAACUAGUGGGCCAGUUGGUUCCAGCAGCCCUGGUAUCACUACUUCGGUGAGGGGAAAAACUCGAUCUGGGACUCCUCCCAACCCAUCCCAUAGGGGUGGCGGGGCAUCUGGCAGUCAGGUGACUCAGAAGAGCACCACUCAGCGCUCUGGGACACGUGGUCCCACCACCACAGCCUUCACCACCUCCUCCAGUGGACGGACGUCCACCUCCAGCCCAUCUCCAUCCAAUCCGACCGUUCUCAAUGACUCCACCCAAAUGUGGACCCGUGAGCAGCCCUCCACCGAGAGGCCCAUUACUACCCCAGCUAGGACCCACAUCAGCCGCAAGACACCGGCUCCUACCCUCCCACCUUUAAAAUCGGAGCACUUCAAGCCCUGUCAGGAGAAGGACCUGGCCUACUGCCUGAACGAUGGGGAGUGCUUCGUCAUUGAAACCCUAAGUGGUCCUCACAAGCACUGCAGGUGUAAAGAAGGCUUCCAGGGGAUUCGCUGUGACCAGUUCCUGCCCAAAACGGACUCCAUUCUGUCCGAUCCCACGGAUCACUUGGGCAUCGAGUUCAUGGAGAGCAAGGAGGUGUACAAGAGGCAAGUGCUGUCAAUCACAUGCAUCGCCAUGGGAAUCAGCUUUCUGGGAACACUCUGUAUGGCUCUCUACUGCCGGAACAAGAGACGAAGGGAAAAGCUCCAGGCCCACCUGAAAGAAAGCCGCAGCCUGAAGAACUACAGCCUCAGCUCCACUGGCCUGCCGUGCAAAUCCAGCCUCAGGCCUCAUUCCGGCCUGCAGCUGCAAAACUACUGUAAAAGCACACGGCCCUCCCCGCCACAUGGAGGCUCUGUCCAUGAGUCCAGUUUUGCUCAGAGUACUGCGGCUUCUGCCCAUCCGAGAAGUCUGUCGACAGGAAGACACGACAGGAGUGGCUCCCUCUCAUACAGUGGUGAGCAAAGAAACAAUCGCUCCACCCUCCGCCUAGCAGCCCGCAAAACCCCGCCCAUACCCAGAGGACGGCUCAAUCCCAUUGGAGGCUCAAGAGACUCUGGGCCUGCGUACCAGCACCUGCAGGAAAUAGACGGGUCAGAGAGGGAGAUGGAGCCAGGAAGAGUGAACACCAUGAAGUCUGACGGCAACCUGCAUCAGGAUUCCUUCCACAAUAUGCAAGCCUCACACUCUUCUCGGUCAUGGGGAGGCCACUUGGACCAGGGCUCCUCAAAGAACCUUUGCUCUACCGUCCCUGGAAAGUGUUCUCCUGUUCCAUACCGGCCAUGCUCCAUCCCCAUCAUCCCCUCCGUCCACUCGCACCAAGACGAGGCUUCCUGUAUGCAGACGGCCACCACGAACGGAAGUGGACAGAGUUCUACGCCCCAAGAGAAAGAGGCCGCCCAUCUGCUUGAGGAGGCGCAGGAGCAGCUCCGAGCGCUGGCCCAUUCCAACAAGAAGCAGGAGGACGGCAUUUUCCCCGUCCCACAAGGUGCCAGAGAGACAGUUUGCAUUCUUCUCACCAACGGAGGGGGAAAUGGAGGCUUGCCCCCCAGCGGACCCACAGAGACUCAAUUAGUGGACCCCAGAGAUACACAUAAAGACUCUCAACAGCCCAGUCAAUGAGAGGGUCGUACAUGGACCAAUCGCCAAACACACCUUGCAUCUCCAGAGCAAGGCCGCAGAAUGUCCGGCCAAAAUGAAUGAGUGAA